Messenger RNA from Trichoderma breve, 846 nucleotides. RefSeq lists its product as uncharacterized. Gene Ontology annotation, molecular function: (3R)-hydroxyacyl-[acyl-carrier-protein] dehydratase activity. NCBI's taxonomy places the organism in Eukaryota, Fungi, Ascomycota, Sordariomycetes, Hypocreales, Hypocreaceae. Bases 1 to 846 code for a protein of 281 amino acids. The record is from RefSeq and is a predicted model, not a curated record. The transcript is spliced from 2 exons. Gene Ontology annotation, cellular component: mitochondrion.
AUGCUUGGUCGACCAGUCCUCAACGGCCACGACACGCGCCGGGUUAAUGUGCCUACGGGCACACCAAUACCCCCUGCUUACCACCUUGUUUACUUCACGCCCGACGAUCUCGAAGCUGAACUUGGUGCUGACGGGAGUGACCGGACGUUUAAUGCACCCGCCCCUUUUACAAGGAGAAUGUGGGCAGGUGGUCAUAUGAAGUUUGAAAAAGAAAACCCCCUGAGAGUCGGGGAGGAAGUGGAAGAGCAUACCAAGCUGAUCAGUGCGGUGGCGAAGACGAGCAGGUCCGCUGGCGAGAUGGUACUUGUCGAAGUAGAGAAAAAGAUGUAUGGAUCACAAGGACUGGCAUUGGUUGAUACACGGUCAUGGGUAUUUCGCCCAGUGCUACAUUCUAACGCUCGAGAGGGUGUAGCGCUGAGGAGUGUCGACGGCAACAUCCUAGCCGCAUCAUCUAUUUUUGAUGUAGUAAAUGAUAGCACCGCUUUUCCGAUACGCAAACUCUCAUGGUCACCCGUUGGCCUUUUCCGAUUCUCUGCACUGACCUUCAAUGGUCACAAGAUUCAUUACAAUGAAGAUUGGACUCGUAAUGCCGAGGGUCAUCCUGGUAUCGUGGUACACGGGCCUCUGAAUGUAAUCAACUUGCUAGACUACUGGAGAGAUUUCCACGGAGAGGGCACAGGCCCUGAUGAAAUCAUAUACAGGGCCAUGUCACCAGUUUACGGAGGCGAGGAGUAUCAGAUACGAACACUCGACAUAAUGGAAACUACUAACAGCAAAGUAUUCGAAGUGGCAGCAGAAAAGAACGGAGUUCUCAUCAUGAAAGCCUCGAUUAUCAAAAAGACAUAG